Molecule: messenger RNA, 3892 nt
Organism: Siniperca chuatsi (mandarin fish)
Lineage: Eukaryota; Metazoa; Chordata; Actinopteri; Centrarchiformes; Sinipercidae
Gene: tmem267
Product: transmembrane protein 267
Exons: 3
Coding region: 271-1014 (247 amino acids)
Source: RefSeq, a predicted model, not a curated record
CGGUUGAUCAAAAAUGACCUGAAAAGUAUUUGAAUUAGCCGAUAUAUAAUUGAAUUACACGCUUUAAUUGGAAGUGUGUCAUGUUCACUGCAGUUUCAGCGGAGCUAAUCGUGACAGCUGCUGUCCGCCUACACAAAGCAGCAUUUCUCAGACUCCCUGUUAGCCAGUUAGCUCCUAGCUAGCUGCCAUCGUCAGUGAUGUUACUGUAGCUUGUCUACCUGACUCUUGCUGACCUUCAGUGGCGAUUGGCCCCCACAGCCAUCUGUCAACAUGCAAGGCUUCUACUCCAAGCUCGACUCCUCCCCGUCCUCGUCCCCGUUAUUGGGGGUGGGCCUCGGGCGAGAAGGUGCUCCCGUACCUCUCAGCCUGGCUGUGGAGACGGAGAAAGCUCAGGCCCUCCUGCAGACAUUCAGCUCCGCCUCUCUGCUGGCGUCGGCAGGACUCGGUAUGUUCUGUGUGGUGGCGGACCACGCCCUCCAGCUGCCGGUCAUCCAGCACCAUCUGUGGCUGCGCGCUGCCUUGGACAACGCCACGCAUGGAUUGGUGGGGCUGUGGUCAUGGGCAGUUGUUAUUGGACUGAGGAAAAAGAGUGAUUUGUAUGAGGUGCUGCUGGCGGGUCUUCUGGCAUCAAUCAUAGACCUGGACCACUUCUAUAUGGCUGGAUCCCUGUCACUCAAGGCUGCAGUCUCACUCCCUCAGCGUCCUCCUCUACACUGUUCGUCUCUCAUCCCCGUCCUCUGCCUCUCCCUCCGCUUCCUCAUGUGGCUCGGACGCCUCAAAGAUGCUUGGUGCUCCUUGCCGUGGAUGCUUUUCAUUUCCAUGGUGACACACCACGUCCGGGAUGCCGUGCGCCACGGCCUGUGGGUGUGCCCAUUCGGCAACACGGCACCGCUCCCCUACUGGCUGUACGUCAGCACCACGGCGACGCUUCCUCACCUGUGUUCAGUGCUCAUGUAUCUGACAGGAACCAGGGAUGUGAUCUCCACCAAACACGGGGUGGCCAUUGAUGUUUAGACGAUCUGGUAUGGAUCGCCCCUUGGCAAAAAUGUUCUUAGCUGUUUGUAACAACUUUUAGAUACUUGAAGUUACUGGGGAAAACAUUUGUGGCACUUGAAAGAUGAUGCUGAAAGACAAACUUAAAACAUGUGUUUUACAGCUUGGGUGAAGAGAAAUGUUGGCUAAGAACGAUGAGGACACUGUCACUGUAUGAUAAUGGAAAACAAAAAAACCUUACAAUUUCAAUUUGGGUUUCCAUGGAUGGAGACAUCUGUAAAUUUACAAAAAAUUAGCUUUUCAAAAAAAGAACGUUCCAGUAUGAGUGCCAAUCGUGGAUUUUUUCCCCUGGUAUUAUGGAAAUGUAUCAGGAUCCAGUUCACUUAUCUGGAGAGUGAUGCUUAUCUCUAACAGCUGUCUCAAGUGUUUAGGGAGUGACCCUUUAAAGCUUUGACAUAUCGUUUUGCAGAGGCUUGCCUGCUAUCUGUUCAUCUACAUAUGAACGGAUAGCAUACAUAAAUCCUUAUAAAGGGACCCGAGACUUGACCUCCAGCAGUCACAGCCAUUUCUUGGCCCCUGAACUCUAACAAGUCAUCACCUGUCUAUCACGAUACAUCCUCAUCAAGAACACUCAAGGAAAAGUCAACCAAAGGUCAACCACAGGCUGUAUGACACUGGCAUAUUGUUAUCAGUGUCACUUUCACCGUCAGUGCGUCCAGCAGUAUGUUACCACCCUUAGUCCGCUGUGCAUUUAAAAUUGCUCAUCUGCCAUCGUAGUGAAAUUUAAUGUAUUGUACAUUGUAGAGUGAGUUUUAAAUCACUAACACAUUCCAGUGACAGAUCCACAAAACAAACAUGAUCUUUGGCUGUUAACACCUACAAUAUCCAGCUGUCACCUCUCUGCCACUGCAGCAGACUCUCAUUUUGCUGCUUGGAUCAGCCUUAUUGUCCAGUCAAAAACAACUUUUCCUAUAGAAGCCAGAGUUUUCAGUGCCAACCAUGUCCAGCAGUGGUUAUGGAUCAGGAUAUGUAACCUGGUGGUAUUUCUUGUUUGUUUGUCGAAUGUGCAGCAUCUUGGCAUGGCAUUGUUGGAUUUAGCCGAGAAAACAUCUUUAUUCUUAAAACGAGUGGCAACAGUAAAACCUGGUUAAGCUGUUGCUGUAAAAGUUUGGAUUAACUGCUCAGGCACGGAUUUUAGUUUAAUCCAAAGCACCAGUUCUGUUGGUUGCACUUGCAUGACUCAACCUGGGAAGUGAAAAGUAUUCCACUUUUAAGAGGUACUGUGCUGAAGAUGCUGUACAAAUGACAGAAAACUGCUUUUAUUUGGACAGUUUCAAACAGGAAAGUCCACGCAGUGUUAUUUACAUUUACAGAUUUAGCUCAGUAGUUGCAGAUGGUGAAUGGUGAAAUGAUUUUGUAUUUUAAAGUCAGCGAUGGGUGUAUGGUGUCCCAAGUGACCUCUCUUAUUUUACACCACACAUAGAAAGGAUAAGGGAACUGGAAAUAUGCUGGAUAUUUAUUUUUGAAGUUUUCAACAUUCGUUCAUGAUUUGUUCAAUAGUGUGUCAGUAAUAUCUUCAUAUUACUUAUUGAUAUUUACGGAAAUGGAAAAUGGAAAAAAAAAUGUAAUUGCUGCAUUAACUUGCUGUAUAUUGUUCCACUCAGUUUUUUUUUUUUUUUUUUUUUUUUUGUAAUGCUACUGUAAUUCAAUGACUGAUACAGUCUACAGGCUGAAACUCCCUGUUGGCUUUUCAGUGGUGAAACCAAGACUUACAGAAGAACAUGGACUGUUUAUUUGAACUAUUUAUCACACAUGAAUAAUAAUAUCAUCCACUAAGACACAGAACAUGUAGAGGUAGGAAGGAGAAAGUCAGCAGUAUUCUUUACUAUAUUUUAAAUGAUGCAUAAUAGUAUGUUGUAAUAGAGUGGAUAGUGGAUUUAAUAGGUUUUAGGAACAUUCUAGUUAUUUGAAUGUAAUUUACAUGCUUUGAGUAUAAAAGGGAUGAUGGACUCGUGCAUCUGGGAGAAGUUUGCCCUCAGAGCUUUCUGCCAGAAAGCCUUACUACUUGGUUAAGGCUAGGAAAAAAAGAAAGGCACAAAGCCUUUCUGCUAGAAAGCCCUGAAGGCAAACUUCUCCCACAUGCUGGACUCAAGAGGUUUCUAACAGUCUGCUUCUAUCUUUUUGAACUGGGAUAGAUUUAAGUUUAUGGUGAAGACAUAAUCACAGUAUUCUCAAAUAUCAGCCACAACAAAUAUUUUAAUUUCUAUCAGAGUUUUUUAUUUAUUGAAAUUGUUUUUGUUUUGCUGCUGGUGAUUAAAGUUGUAGUGAUGCUUGUUGUCCACUAGGCAGCUGCAGUGAGCUAUAGGGAAUCACAGUUUGUUCAUUUGGAACUAAGCAGGUCCUAAAGUCUGAGAAUUGCACAGUGUGUUAUAGAACAAAAAGUCCUGGUACAUAUGACUUUAGCUAUAUAUUUUCAGUUGUUUGGGUGUGUUAGUCGUUUUGUUUUGCUGCUGUUGCACUAUUUGUGUUUUAAUUAUUUUGGAAAUAUUUCCCUUUUGAAAGGUAUAAAGAAUGGAUUGGAAACUAUAUUGAAAACACUGUACUACACCUACUUAACACCGACUUCACUGAAAGUGAAUUUUAGAAAGAAAAGGCUACACGAUGGCUGCCGUCCCAUUUUAGUUGCCUGUGUAAUUUUCAGUAAAACAUCUCUUUUGCUGCUGUUUACAAUGUGACCUUCAAUAAUGCAAUAUUAUGUUGAAUUUUGCACAUUUUAAGUUUGUUUGAAUUUCAUUUUGUAUGACAGUUUGGAUUUCAAUAGUAAGAAAGUAUAGAUAGUAACAAGAUAGUUUUAAUGUAGUGUUCUUUUUAUCUCAAUAAAAUAUAUCCUGUGUAUAUA